Molecule: messenger RNA, 1477 nt
Organism: Amblyraja radiata (thorny skate)
Lineage: Eukaryota; Metazoa; Chordata; Chondrichthyes; Rajiformes; Rajidae
Product: matrix metalloproteinase-23-like
Exons: 9
Coding region: 1-1254 (417 amino acids)
Biological process (GO): extracellular matrix organization; proteolysis; collagen catabolic process
Cellular component (GO): extracellular matrix
Molecular function (GO): metalloendopeptidase activity; zinc ion binding
Source: RefSeq, a predicted model, not a curated record
AUGUUGGUGGGGAGUGAGGCCAGUUUGAGUCACCACCAGCGGUCACCCCUCCGCUUCCGUGCACGAAGGUCACUGUGUCCCGCUUCCUCAGCCGAUCACGGAACUUCAGGGCGCUUUCUGAGCGCGCAGAGCUGGUUUCAAUCUGGAGAGGAAGGAGGGAGUGCCGCACUCAGGAAGUCCUACCUGAUCCCUACCUCACCCGAAGAGCUGCCCAAGUCCUUUCUGCUGCGUAGGAAGCGUUACGCCAUUAACCCCUUGCUCCAUAAAUGGGACCAUUUCAACAUCACCUACAAGAUUGUGAAGUUUCCAAGCACUCUGAACAAAGCUGACACCAGGAAAGCCAUCGCGAUAGCCUUCGUAAUGUGGAGUGACGUUUCACCUCUCACCUUCACCGAGCUCCCAACACACAAGGAUGCGGAUAUCACAAUCGGGUUUUACACGUUCAAUCACACUGACUGCUGGUUUGCCCCGCUUCACCCCUGCUUCGACGGACUCAAUGGGGAGCUGGCACACGCAUUCCUGCCCCCCCUCGGCAAGAUUCACUUUGAUAAUCACGAAUUCUGGAUUCUGGGCAAGUCUCGAUUCAGCUGGAAGCAAGGUGUUUGGCUCAAUGACCUUGUGCAGGUAGCAGCUCAUGAAAUUGGACAUGCACUUGGGCUGAUGCACUCCCGCAACAUGAGUGCACUCAUGCACCCCAAUGCGACGUACACUGGGCAGCGGCGGAUCACACAGGACGACAUCUGGGGCAUCCAGAGACUGUACGGCUGCAUUGAUAAGAAGAGGCUUUGCGAUCCAUGGGCCCGUGUUGGAUUCUGUGAGCGGCGACGGUCGUUCAUGAAAAGGCAUUGCCCGAAAGUGUGUGACUUGUGCUUUGAGCCACCAGAUGCAGUGCCUACAACCACGGCACUCCCUCAGAACAUUAAGAUGAAGUAUGUGUCCAAAGGUCGCAUCGUGACCUUCCGUUGUGGCCAGGCCGUCUCGAGGCUGAGUUCCCAUAAAGUCAGCUGGUACAAGGAUGGGGAGCUGCUGGCUGAUUCCGUGCCCGGGUACUUCAUGGUGAAAGGGCAAGGCCUCAGCAUAGUGGCAAACGAGUACAAUGAGGGACUGUACACUUGCCAAGUGCAACGCAAGACCAAGACCAUCCAAGCCAAUUCCUGGUGGAUCAGGGUCAAGGAUGACAAUAAUAGCGAUGACCCACAGAACACCAACUUGCAUCGAGGACACGGCUUCCCAGAUCAACCCAAUCCAUUGUAAGUUUCAAGAUGCAGCAUGGAAAGAGGCUAUUCGCCCUUCCGAGUUAAUGGGUGGCACAGUGGCGCCUUCACUGUAGGGUGGCUGCUUCAUGGCACCAGAGACCCGGAUUCAAUCAUGUCGACACGAUCAGUCUGUGCGGAGUUAGUAUGUUCACCCUGUGACCACAUGGGUUUUCUCCAAGUGCUCCAGUUUCCACCCACAUUCCAAAGAUGUACUGUUUGGA